Molecule: messenger RNA, 402 nt
Organism: Vicia faba (fava bean)
Lineage: Eukaryota; Viridiplantae; Streptophyta; Magnoliopsida; Fabales; Fabaceae
Source: the annotation of a GenBank genome assembly
AUGUACCAGCUUCAUCAUGCCAACCAAGUGCAUCAUCUCCUUAUUUCUCACACGCAGAGUCGGAGCCCAACCCGACACCCACAUUGUACCUCCUCCCUCCUUGCUAGACAACAAAAAACUUCUACAACCUCAUGCAACCUCAUGCAAAGCCCCCUAAGUCUGCUAUCGAGUAGCCAUUACACAUCUUCUACUCUACGGUCUCCUGCAUUUCACAGCACACUACUACUACUACUAUUACUACUACUGCCAGCAUUCACGCAUCCCCCGCUCCUGCUCACUAUUUUUUCUACGGCAAUAGUUUCGGGAGAGAGAAUUGGUGGUCUUAGUGAUGAUCAGAAGGAAAAGGAUGAGAGAUGGGGAAAGGAGGGAGGAAAUAACUGCAACAAUGGUCAUCUUAGCUAA